AUGUCUCUCUUGGGAAGCGUUCAUGCUCGAAGCACGCUGGAAGGCUGCACCUUCACCGAGAUUGCCAACGAAUAUGACGAGUAUUCCAUUGUCUGGUACGUCCCCGAAACCGGCGAGAUCUGCGACGUCCCUGCUUGCGGCGGCGGCCUUGAUCCCUACAAUUACGACAACCCUGCUUGCCCAGAAUAUACCGGCACGGCCCCAUACGAGCCAAGCUACCUGGAGGACUACGAGCCUCGUGUGCCUGUGACGGCGGAACCUGUGGCAGGCGCAGAGCCAACUACCCUCCCGGACUGGUCUGAGGAAGCUGAAGAUGAGGAACCUGACGAGGUGGUUCCGGACGAAGAGGACGAUUACGAGACUACGUCGAUUACACCCGCCCCUACCACGAGCACGGCCGUGACUAGCUCUACUGAAAGGACAAGGACCACAUCGACUCCCCUAAUUACUUCCUCCACGUUCACGUCGAAGGCGUCGCCCAGGCCAUCGCCAUCUAGCUCGGCAGCAGUAUUGGGUAGCGAAAGUGCGCGCAGUUCGACGCCUUUGUUUGGUUCUUCCACGGCCCUGAGGCCAUCUCCAACAACCAGUUCCGAAGCUGUGCUGGCCAGUGAAAGUGCACGCAGUUCAAUUCCCCUGAUAAGUUCUUCUGCGGUUUCGCUGCUGCCGACACCGCCGCUGAGCCCUACACCCACAACCACCCCGGUGGCUGUGGUAGCCAGUGAGACUGCACGCAGUUCAACUCCCCUGGUCUCUUCUUCACCGGUUACCUUGCGGCCAACAACCAGCUCAAGAGCCAUCAUGGCUAGCGAAGAUGCACGAAGUUCGAGCGCUGCAAUCAGUUCCCCAGUUACGUUGCUGCCUACAACCAGCUCAGUGGUGGCAGUUGCUAGUGAGAGUGCACGCAGUUCGAGCGCUGCAAUCAGCUCCCCAGUUACGUUGCGGCCUACAACCAGCUCAGUGGUGGUAGUUGCUAGUGAGAGUGCACGCAGUUCGAGCGCUGCAAUCAGCUCCCCAGUUACGUUGCGGCCUACAACGAGCUCGGUGAUGGCAGUUGCUAGUGAGAAUGCGCCUAGCUCGACUUGGAUCAGCUCUUCCCCAGUUGCGCUGCAGCCUACAACCAGCUCGGCGAUUGCAGUGGCGAGUGAGAAUGCACGCAGUUCGACUGUGGUCAGCUCUUCCCCGACCACAUUGCUGCCAACAGCCAGCUCUACGGUUGUGGUGGUUGGUGAAAGUACGAAGAUCACUUCGAGCUCACUGACCACAUCCUCUUCGGGUUCAUUGCUGCCAACUCGUUCUUUAGCCCCUCCGACAACCAGCUCUGUUAACGUGGUAGUUGGCUCGACUACCCUGCUCGGCUCUUCAUCAGUCUUUGUUUCCCCAAUCCCAGCAGUCAAUGGCGCAGGCUCGCUGCGACUCAGUGCUGGCUUAGGGGUUCUUGGAUUGCUCGCGUCAUGGAUUAUGUGA
Aspergillus mulundensis is the source of this 1464-nucleotide messenger RNA. RefSeq lists its product as uncharacterized. The record is from RefSeq and is a predicted model, not a curated record. Bases 1 to 1464 code for a protein of 487 amino acids. Lineage: Eukaryota; Fungi; Ascomycota; Eurotiomycetes; Eurotiales; Aspergillaceae. The transcript has a single exon.